Molecule: messenger RNA, 1272 nt
Organism: Penicillium waksmanii
Lineage: Eukaryota; Fungi; Ascomycota; Eurotiomycetes; Eurotiales; Aspergillaceae
Gene: adB
Product: adenylosuccinate synthase ADE12
Exons: 4
Coding region: 1-1272 (423 amino acids)
Biological process (GO): 'de novo' AMP biosynthetic process; IMP metabolic process
Cellular component (GO): cytoplasm
Molecular function (GO): GTP binding; adenylosuccinate synthase activity
Source: RefSeq, a predicted model, not a curated record
AUGGUCUCUAUUGUUUUAGGAAGUCAAUGGGGUGAUGAGGGGAAGGGCAAGAUCACCGAUAUGCUGUCGCAGCAGGCGACUCUCUGCUGUCGUGCUGCUGGUGGUCACAAUGCCGGUCACACUAUCGUCCACGACAACGUCACCUACGACUUCCACAUUCUGCCCUCAGGCCUGGUCUCCCCUUCAUGUAUCAACCUGAUCGGCGCCGGCACUGUCGUCCACGUCCCCAGCUUCUUCAAGGAACUCGCUCACAUCGAGGCCAAGGGUCUGACCUCCGCUAGCAAGCGCAUCUUCAUCUCUGACCGCGCGCACGUCUGCUUCGAUCUCCACUCUGUUGUCGAUGGUCUGGAAGAGGCUGGUCUCGGUGGCCGUAAGGUUGGCACCACCGGUAAGGGUAUCGGUCCUUGCUACAGUGACAAGGCUGCACGCCGUGGUGUGCGCAUCGGUGAGAUUCUGGAUGAGGUGACCUUCGAGCGGAAAUUGCGCACACUUGACACUUCGUACCGCGCUCGCUUCGGCGAUAUCUCUUACGAUGUCGAGGAGGAAAUUGCCCGUUUCAAGGAAUACCGCACCAAGCUUCAGCCCUACAUCGUCGACCAACUCGAGUUCCUGCACAAGCACAAGGACUCCGCCAACACCCUCGUCGAAGGCGCCAACGCCCUCAUGCUGGACCUCGACCACGGCACAUACCCCUUCGUCACCUCCUCUUCCACCGGCCUGGGCGGUGCCGUGCAAGCACUUGCCCUCAACCCGAGCAGCAUCAAGAACGUUAUCGGUGUCUUGAAGGCCUACACCACCCGCGUCGGAUCCGGACCGUUCCCCAGCGAACAGCUGAACGAGGACGGUGACAAGCUGCAGAAGGUUGGUCGCGAGUUCGGCGUGACGACCGGUCGUCGUCGUCGCUGUGGCUGGCUCGACCUUGUUCUCGCCCGCUACUCCCACGCCAUCAACCACUAUACCGCGCUCAACCUCACCAAGCUCGAUGUCCUGGAUGACUUUGACGAGAUCAAGGUUGGUGUCGCUUACAUCCUGCCCGACGGCACCCGCACUACCUUCACUUUCCCCGCCGACCCCAACGUCGUCGACAAGAUUCAGGUCGAGUACGCUACCCUCCCUGGCUGGAAAUCCAACACCAUGGGUGUCACCCGCUACGAGGACUUGCCGCCCAAUGCGCAGGCCUACAUUGAGUUCAUCGAGCGUGAGAUCGGCAAUGUCCCCGUCAAGUGGAUCGGUACCGGUCCCGCUCGUGAGCACAUGAUUGCCCGCGAGUAG